AUGAAGAAGCAGUAUACUGCUGAAGAGGCUUAUGCCAUGUUGGCAUCUGCCUCUGAUGGUAACGAGACUGACACUGCAUCAGACUUUGACCCAGGUCAGUUUUCUGACACUGACAGCAAUGCCAGCGUCACAGCUCCUCUUGCUGAUGAGCCAGCAGCAAAGAGGAGCCAUACUACUGACCCUUCACCUGCCGCAGAUGCUGGUGAUGGUGAGGUAUGGGUUCCCCCAAACCAAACCUCACCAGUCAUCCCACCUUUUACUGCCACGCCUGGCAUAAAGGUGGAUGUGGCAGGUUUUACCCCAGUCCAAUAUCUGGACCUCUUUCUUGGGGAGUAUAUUCUGACCAUGAUAGCCUCCCAAACUAAUAUUUAUGCAGCGAAUUAUAUUGCUGCCCACCCAACUUGCAGCUUCUCCAAGCAGCAAAACUGGGAUCCAACGGAUGCCAUGGAGCUCCGUCGAUUUUGGGCCCUUACCCUUUGCAUGGGCAUAAUUAAAAAACCCUCUAUACGCUCCUACUGGAGCAAAGACAUUGUUAUGUCUACCCCCAUAUUCCCCCAUACAAUGCCCAGGUUACGUUAUGAAAUGCUGUUAGGUUUUCUGCAUUUCAAUGAUAAUAGCCAGUGCCCCCCAAAAGAAGACCCCCGGUAUGAUAGGCUAUAUAAGAUACGGCCCCUUCUUACCCACUUUCAGGCCAGAUUUGCUGAGUUGUAUACCCCCCAGCAGAAUUUGGCCAUUGAUGAGUCUCUCAUGAAGUUCAAGGGGAGACUCGCGUUCAAACAGUACAUACCAUCAAAACGCUCCAGGUAUGGAGUUAAGUUCUACAAACUCUGUGAGAGUGAAAGUGGGUACGUUCAUGCAUUCCGGAUCUAUGAGGGAAAGGACUGCCACCUUGACCCUCCUGGUUGCCCAGAAUAUCUGGGAACCAGUGCUAAAAUUGUGUGGGACCUUAUGCUCCCCCUGUUGAACAAAGGGUACCAUCUGUACCUUGAUAAUUUUUACACCAGUGUCCCUUUGUUCCGACUGCUUUACUGCUUCGAGACAGUCGCCUGUGGUACUAUAAGGAGUAACCGCAAGGGGUUCCCAGCACAAUUGGCAAAGACCCAGUUAAAAAAGGGGGAAUACUCUGCUCUGCGCCGGCAGGAGCUGCUAGCACUUAAGUUUAGAGACAAGAAGGAUGUGAGGAUGCUCAGCACCAUCCAUAAUGAGAGCACUAUGGGCAUUCCUGUCCAUGGCAGUGGUGGGGUUACUUUGAAGCCAGUGUGCGUCAGGGCUUAUAAUAAGCAUAUGGGAGGCGUGGACCUGGCAGACCAGCUGCUACAGCCAUACCUUAUCAUGAGGAAGUGUAGGGCUUGGUACAAAAAGGUGGCAAUCUACAUGAUGCAGAUUGCCACCCACAAUGCCUUCCUCAUUUUCAAAAAGUCACACCCGGGAGCAAAAACUUUUCUCCAAUUUCAGCUCCGGUUGAUCUCCGAAAUGUUGACUUCUAAUGCACCUGGCCCUUCGGCCGUUUCAGCAAAGCUGUUACGUGAGAUCGGGCUGCAGAAAGCCGGUGAUGCUGGCUUCUGCUGUCAGGGGGUAGCCCAGGCUGAUCUCCCAUGUAGGGAUGUGUGCAAGAAUCCAUAG
Spea bombifrons (plains spadefoot toad) is the source of this 1623-nucleotide messenger RNA. RefSeq names its product piggyBac transposable element-derived protein 4-like. Lineage: Eukaryota; Metazoa; Chordata; Amphibia; Anura; Pelobatidae. The transcript has 2 exons. The record is from RefSeq and is a predicted model, not a curated record. Bases 1 to 1623 code for a protein of 540 amino acids.